GUGCCUGUGGCAUUAAUUUGACGUGAAAUUUGACAUAUUCCUGAGUAUUUGCAAUUCCUAUUCUUCACACAAGUCAUAACCUAAAACCACGUCGUGUUUCAUUAAUUUCUCAAUAAACCAAUAGUAUGUCUAACGAGAUUGAUGAACAGAUGGAAGCUAGUUCUUCUGAGAGCGAAGAUGAAGAAAUGCAAGAAGAUGAAGAGGGUACAGAAGACGACCGCCCAAAGACUUACCUUCCCGGUCAACCACUCAAAGAGGAUGAGCAGUUAGUGUGUGACCAAUCUGCAUAUAUAAUGCUACACCAGGCUCAAACAGGAGCACCAUGCCUUAGCUUCGAUAUUAUACCGGAUAAUCUUGGCAACGACAGAAGUGAAUUUCCCAUGACAGCAUAUGUAGUUGCCGGAACGCAGAACUUCAGUGCCCAUUUAAAUAAUUUAUUGGUAAUCAAAAUGACCAAUUUACAUCCGACAUCGAAGGCUGAAGAUGAUGAUGAAUCAGAUGAGAGUGAUGAUGAGGAUGACGAGGAUGAGGAGAGAAAACGCCAGAUGAGCAUUUCAUUUAUCAAACACCAGGGCUGUGUUAACAGAAUAAGAACAACACAUUUCAAGAAUUCUGUACUAGCAGCUAGUUGGUCUGAGCUAGGAAGAGUUGAUAUUUGGAAUGUGACUCAACAACUGCAAGCUGUGGAUGACCCAGCACUUUUAGAGAGAUACAAUUUGGAUACUGUUGCCAAUCCUGUAAAACCACUGUAUUCUUUUGAUGGCCACCAACAGGAGGGCUUUGGUCUAGCUUGGUGUCCAACAGAGCCAGGAGUUUUAGCAACUGGUGACUGUCGAAAAGACAUUCACAUUUGGAAACCAAAUCAAGCAGGUACAUGGGAUGUGGAUCAGGGUCCCUUAGUAGGGCACACCAGUUCUGUUGAAGACAUACAGUGGUCUCCAAAUGAAAGAAAUGUAUUAGCAACAUGUUCUGUGGACAAAACAAUAAGGAUAUGGGAUACCAGAGCAGCACCACACAAAGCAUGCAUGCUGACGGCUGAAAAUGCACAUCAAAGUGACAUAAAUGUGAUAUCAUGGAAUGGAAAGGAACCAUUUAUUGCUAGUGGUGGAGAUGAUGGCUUCCUGCAUAUAUGGGAUUUGAGACAAUUUACAAGUGGGUCACCAGUGGGUACAUUUAAACACCACACAGCACCUGUAACAUCAGUUGAAUGGCACUGGACUGAGCCAAGUGUGUUAGCGUCAGCUGGUGAGGACAACCAAGUUGCUUUGUGGGAUUUGGCUGUUGAACGAGAUGAUGAUGAAGUUGUUGAUGAAGAAUUGAAGAACCUACCACCCCAAUUGUUAUUUAUACACCAGGGACAAACAGACAUAAAAGAAUUGCAUUGGCACAAGCAAAUACCAGGCGUCAUUGUGACAACAGCCCAUACAGGAUUUAAUAUAUUCAAAACUAUUAGUGUAUGAAAUAAAAAAAAUAUUGUAAAAGUAUUUUAUUUCCAUGAUUCAAAAUUUAACAUCUUAAAAGGUAAUCUUAUAAAAAUUAAUCACAGUUGUCUUUAGUAUGUAUCAUGGCCAAAUUAAUUAAAUGUCUUAUUGUUGGUCUGCCAUGUGGACAAUUCUGUAAUGAAUAAGAAUUCUUUAUAAAGUACUUGUUAUACUUUAAUCUUUAAAUGCAAUACUGUCAGCUUAACAUCUAUUAUAAAAAUCAAAGCUUAUCAAAAUUAUUAUAAUUAAUUUUCACUGGCAUAUUGCUACCAAAUUGCUACAUACUUAACAUUGGAAAUAAUUUAGAUAUUUUGCUAGAACAAAAUGUUAAGGCUGCUCUAGAAAGAACCCACUGCACCACACAACCAUUGCGUUUGGUUGUGUGGUGCAGUGUAAUAAGUAAUAUUUGGAUUACAAUAAUCAAACAACACUUUUGGCAAUGAUGGUUAUCAAUAUUUAUCUAGUUACCCUCAUAUCAUGUAUGUUGCACAGGAUGGUUCAAAAGCUUAUGAUUUAUGUAAAAAUCAAUUUAUGUAUGUGCUGCUAAACUAUGAGGUGAAUAUAUUAUAAUUGCAUUAAACCUA
Molecule: messenger RNA, 2065 nt
Organism: Manduca sexta (tobacco hornworm)
Lineage: Eukaryota; Metazoa; Arthropoda; Insecta; Lepidoptera; Sphingidae
Product: glutamate-rich WD repeat-containing protein 1
Molecular function (GO): protein binding
Source: RefSeq, a predicted model, not a curated record